AGACGGUAUCAGUCUCUGGUGUCCUGUUGAUUGGAUGUGCUUGCCAUGGUGUCAAGAUGAUCUUUUAGUUCAGAGUUUGAAGUCCUGAUCUUUUUUUCAUUUAGCCGUUUUAACGACUGGAUGUUUCUAGUUUCUAUCAGAAUUAAUUUUUUCAGAAGAUAUGUUUAUGACUAAAUGACUAAAUGUACCCAAGUGCUACUAGUAUAUAAACUAAUAACAUCAAUUGGUUUACUGCUUUGACUACCAGUUGAUUUUAUCUUUUAUCUUUAUUGACUAAAUUACUUCUACGUACUUCUAGUCAACGCAAGGGAAAGAAGUCAUUUCUGUUUGAUUGCCUAGAGUUAUGCGACUUGAACGGGAUGGAAACUUCAAUUCUAGCAGAUAUUAUCUCAGUGUGAAAUGGAUUCGACCAUCCGCCCUUUAAUUGCGGUGAAAGUGAAAUAUUCAGUCGCCCGUCAAAACCAGAUCGUUACGGUGUAGGGUCAGUGAUCGAGUCCACAGGAAAAAAUGUGCCAGUUAUAAGAUGAACAGACUACUCAACGGACAGACUUCUUGGUGGCUGUGCUUUCUUCUUACCUGGACAUCAGUGGGCGGAGCCUGUAAUAAAAUCAGAAGCGUAUACCUGUACUGCUCCCCGGGCGCGACAUGGACCUCAGCGUAUCAAGACUGUGUCCAGCAAGGGAUGACGCUGCUGAAGCCAUGGACCCAGACAGAGUACGACGAUUGGGUCAGUUAUUUGGACAACCAAAACAACGUCGGCUCCUUGUGGGUGGCUGCCCGAUGGAAUUCAACAAUAAAUGCCUACCAAUGGGAAGGAGACACGCGGACAGUUACCGGCUCCUGGUCCUAUUAUGGCGGAUGCGUCAGCUUCGUGCCAGGGAGUACUUUGACUAUCCUCUUAACCUUGAUCAAAAACCCUUACACGUUUGAUUCUAGUCCUUGCAGCGACUCCAAAGGUUAUAUUUGUCAGCCAGUUGUAGCCACGACCACUGUAUCAACUACAGUACCAAUCACUACACCAGAUACCACUACAAUUAAUACCACUACAGUAGCUACAACUACAGUCAAUAACACUACAGCUAAUAUCACUACAGUGGACAACAAUACAGUAGAUAUUACUACAGCUGAUGCCACUACAUUAGCUACCACUACAGUAGAAGUUACUACAACAGACGCCAGAGUAGACACCACUUCGGUAGAACUGAGUACAUCAACAGAAGACAACACUACAGGGGACACUAAUACAGAAGAAACCACUACAACAGAGGAAACUACAUUAGCCUUCACCACUACACAAGAGACUACUAUGGGAGACACCACUACACAAGAGACCACUAUGGGAGACACCACUACACAAGAGACCACUAUGGGAGACACCACUACCGCGUAUGUGCAGGUGACGUCUGCUCUGUCUACCAAUGUAGUCUUCACCACACUGUCAACCACACUGCCAACCACACUACGUGACUCGACUGCCAUAACCACAGAUUUUCAGAUUGGAACUGAGGUCACAUUAGAAAUGAAUUCCAGUUUUAUUGAGAAAGCAAGCCCAUCCGUGGAGGUCACCACUGCGUUAGAGGUCACCACAGCGUUAGAGGUCACGACAAGUGAUGACUUCUGCUCCUGCGGCUGCCCCUGGAUAAUCCCCAGAGGAGUGGAACUCAGGACGUAUGUAGAACAGGUCGUGGUGGAGCAGAUACAUCAAGCGUUGCAGGUUGACACAGAGACCUUAUCUUCCACCAUCAGACAGAAGGUCAGUGUGGAAGAUGGACGGCGGUCAGCGAAGGCUGUUGGCUUUGUUGGGAUAGUGGUCAUUGUGUUUGUGUUUGGCAGUGUUCUGCUUCUGGACAUGACGUCCUGCGCCAGCUUUAUGCAAACAAGGGUCAAGAAAAAGAGAAGGCCGUCAGACGGCAAAGUCACGCCUGAAUGACCUCACUGCUUCAUGUGACAAUACUGUGUCCUAGCUAGCAGCUUAUAAAAUAUGAACCGGAAAACAUUGCAGCAUUAAUAUAAAUACUUUUUUAUGCACUGUGUGACGACAAAAUAUAUUAAUUUUGUUGAUAUCAUAAUUAGACAAAUAAGAAUGGAUCCUGAUUCUUUAAUAGUUUACGAAAAGAAAUUUAACGACAAUAUGUUUUAGAGAUAUUUGUAUAUUAUAUCAUUGUAUCAUUAAAAAAAAUCUUUUGUGUUUAUUAUUCUAAGUACCCAUCAUAACUGGUUCCAAUGCAUAGAACAGUACACCAAGAAUAAGUACAUUACUAUAGUUUAUAAAGACUUAUAAAGUGGCAAUCAUUCCUACGCAUAUGAAUAAAUUGUACAAAGUGUAACGUCCGCAUUUUCUGACUCGGCCAGCGGGGAAGACAUAUGCGAUUAUUAAUUGUUAUGUUUAUUACAUGGACA
This is a messenger RNA of Biomphalaria glabrata, 2400 nucleotides long. RefSeq lists its product as uncharacterized. The record is from RefSeq and is a predicted model, not a curated record. Bases 524 to 1930 code for a protein of 468 amino acids. The transcript is spliced from 8 exons. NCBI's taxonomy places the organism in Eukaryota, Metazoa, Mollusca, Gastropoda, Planorbidae.